Messenger RNA from Ambispora gerdemannii, 918 nucleotides. Lineage: Eukaryota; Fungi; Glomeromycota; Glomeromycetes; Archaeosporales; Ambisporaceae. The record is from the annotation of a GenBank genome assembly.
AUGGCACAUAAAAAAGUUCGCACCUCCAAAUCACAAAUUUCACAACCAUUACCUGAAAAUGAUGUAUUCACCACAGUCCCGCCAGAAAUUUUCAUAAAAAUUUGUAGUUAUUUGCACCCGAAAGAUCUGGCUUCACUAAAUACCGUUUGUCGUCUUUUCAAUGAUUACCUCUCAUCGACAGAAACUUCAUCCACCUCAAAUGCAAUCUGGAUGAAUUCAAAAAAAAACAUUUUGCCGCCUAUUGAUAUUUCCCCACCAGAGGGAAUGGACGAACGACGCUUUUUAAUGAAUAUCUAUGGAAAGAGGUGUCAAAAAUGUUGGGAAAAAGAAAGAAUGUAUAUUUCUGUUGAAUGGGAAUUUCCUUUACAGUGUUGCCUGCAAUGUCGGAAUUCUGUUGUCAAAAGUAGAACAGAAUUUUCACCCAGAGUUUUGCCUAUUUUACGAGCACUUCAAUCCCACGCAUGUACAUGUAUUUCGGUUUCCGAUCCAAAACGGACUCCGAAAUCUAUAAUUGUGCUUGAGUACUGGCUCCCCCAAGUCCAAGACAACUAUGAUGAAUAUUCACAACUGAACACCAUAGAAUUGAAGCGCAAUUUCUUACAAUCUCUUAAAGAGAGAAGUCGCAAAAAAGAAGCCGAAGUUUCAAAAUAUAAAUCAUGGGAAAAAGAAUAUAAGAAAAAAUGCGAAAAAAUGAGAAUCCAGACGAUUAAAAAUCGUAGAGACACAAUCGAAAGCCGCGUUCGCGAAAUGAUGAGUGAAUGUUACGACGAUGGUAGAAAGGAAUAUAAAUGGCGGUGGGAAAUUGUUUUCAGGCUCAAAGCAUACAAAAAUGCUUUAAAUUCAACUUCCACUAAUCCGUUCACUGAAAAAUCUUGGAAAUUAUUGCGCAAGAAGAUCGAAAAUGCUCAUUACAGAUAA